CACACAUUAAAUUUCUCCGAUCCACCGCAUUACUAUUAUCUACAAGAGGGAAAUCCAAAUUCCUAAGCGAAAAGGCGGAAGCUGUAGUUACGAUGAAUCUCAGUUGUCUACAACAACCACCCAGCUAUCCUGUCCCUCUAACAUUUGCGGGCUCUUCUUCUUUCUUGCACAAUCACCGAGCAAACCCAAGUAAAUUAAGCAGAGAUUUCAGGAGUUAUAAAAAUGGAGAGGUUGUAAAGAGGAAAGGAGGAAUUGUAUGUGGGUGGUUAUUGCCAGUGGAUCCAUGGGCACCUAACAUUGACUCGCAGAGCAUUGCUUCGCAGCUUUUUGCAGUUUCUUUGUUUCCGUACAUUGGGUUCCUGUACUUCAUCACCAAAUCAAAGUCUGCUCCGAAGCUCACCCUUUUUGGCUUCUACUUCUUGCUUGCCUUUGUUGGGGCCACCAUCCCCGCUGGAAUAUAUGCCAAGGUGAAAUAUGGUACUUCCUUGUCUAAUGUGGAUUGGUUACAUGGAGGUGCUGAAUCACUUCUCACUUUAACCAACUUAUUCAUUGUCUUGGGGUUGAGACAAGCUCUUCGGAAAACUGAGGAUGCAAAAGAAAGCACAUCAAGCUCUGCUCCAGAUGCAAAAGAGCAGAAGAAGCCAUUCAUAUAGGUGUAUUACCUUGCUACUAUUGUUCUCCUGAGAUCCCCUCAGCACAAUUACUAGCACACGUGCAACCUACCAUUCUUAUUUGCUGCUGAGUAUCUUGGUUAUUGGCUCAUUUUCACAUAUCUUAUAACAUAUUGCGAGUUUCCAGUCUAGAAUUACAGAUGCUGUCCGCGUUUCUCCAUGUCCUCAUUUUAUCAGAUCUCUUAUCGGCAUGAGUUCUGGGUUUUAUUUUGUUUAUGUAUUCCAUCUGUUAAGAGUCUAGACAAGCAAUGUUGUGUCUACUGAAUAGACCAUAGGAAUGUAGAUUCUUUUUUCCCGGUAUAUACAUAUUUUUCUAUUGGCAAAGAUGGGAUUUGUUGCUUUCGCACAAUAUUAUGUUAUGGACAACUUAUUUGGAUUUCAAAUGGCCAUCGCUUGAAAACUGAUUUGCAUAUUGCAAUGAAGUUGCAGCAAGUUAAAGGAUAUUUGCAUCA
Theobroma cacao (cacao) is the source of this 1123-nucleotide messenger RNA. RefSeq names its product 1-acyl-sn-glycerol-3-phosphate acyltransferase. Lineage: Eukaryota; Viridiplantae; Streptophyta; Magnoliopsida; Malvales; Malvaceae. The record is from RefSeq and is a predicted model, not a curated record.